UUCGAAGUGUCACGUGAUCUCAAAAUGGUGGACAAACUAACUUCCGCGUUUCGUUCCAGAUCAUCAAUUUUGUAAAUAUUUUUAGAAUUGCGCAUCGGAAAUCCACGCAUGUUUGCAGAAUAUAACAAAGAACAUCACAGAAACAGCUGAAAAUGAAAUCAUUAGAAGCAAAAGUCGUAGUUCUUGGAUCUCAAGGUGUGGGAAAGACUAGUGUUGUUAUCAGAUAUGUAGGAGGAAUGUUCAGUAAAGCUGUCAGUCCAACCAUUGGUGCCUCAUUCUUUACAUAUAAAUUAAAUGUAGACAAUUACAGAGUGAAACUUCAAGUUUGGGAUACAGCUGGUCAAGAAAGGUUUAGAUCCAUGGCCCCUAUGUAUUACAGAAAAGCCAAUGCUGCCAUGUUGAUAUAUGAUAUAACCUCAUCAGAUACAUUCUAUGAUAUUAAAGACUGGGUUAGUGAAUUAAAAAGAAAUGUUGAUACUCCAAUAAUUACAUGUCUUGUUGGCAAUAAAUGUGAUUUACAAGAUGGUCGCCAGGUGAAGGAGGAGGACGCCCAGGAAUACGCUGAUUCUAUAGAUGCUUUGUUCUUUGAGACAUCAGCAUUGAAAAAUACAGGAAUCGAGGAAGCAUUUUUAGAGGUUGCUAAGAGACUGAUUAAACUGUAUGAAACCUCGCCAACAUCGGGGCUGCAGUCAAAUAGCCCUGAAAACUCACCCGAGAAAAACGAUGAACGUAUACAUAUAGAACCGCCCUCCAGGCAUAAAGGACCACCCCCUAGUGAAGAAAACCAGUCAAAGUGUUCUUGCUAGUAUAUGUCAUUCCUGUUUUUUGUCAAGAACCGCCCUCCAGGCAUAAAGGACCGCCCACUAGUGAAGAAAACCAGUCAAAGUGUUCUUACUAGUGUAUGUCAUCCCAGUUUUUUGUCAAGAACCGCCCUCCAGGCAUAAAGGACCGCCCCCUAGUGAAGAAAACCAGUCAAAGUGUUCUUGCUAGUGUAUUUUAUCCCCGUGUUUUUGUCAAUAUGUGUGUUAAUGUUCAUCAUUGUUCAGAGUAGUUGUAUAUAUUGUGUAAGCUAUAUAUAUGAUUGUUAUUGUUUAUUUUAUUUAUUUUUUUAAACAAAAGAUAUUAUUUUGAAUUGGCUUUUGAUGCAUUAACUAAUCUGUGACAUCAUAGAAAGAUUGUGACUUCUACAUGUACGCUAACUUUCAGAUGAAAUAAACGUAUUCUAAAAAUAGUCUGAUGAAUUGAAUUCAUUUGCUCGCUGCACGUAAAUUUGCUCGCUACUCAUAAAUUUGCUCAUUUAAACACACAUUUAUGUUUUAUAAAUACAUAAUGAGCAAGUUUCGCUGAACUUUCAGAAAACUUUCUGAUCUGAAUUUUGACAGCGUAGACGCUUAAUGAAAUAAAGUAUCACAUGUAUACAUAUCUAUACAAGUUUGAAAUCACAAACUAUCUGUUACUUGUAUGUCACAAAAAUUAACAUGUAAUAGAUACUAGUACUUUGGAUAAAGGUUUAUAACCAUUUUAAUUUAUUUUUAAUUAAAAUGUGCCUUGAGUAUUAUCCACAAAACUGGGUGUUUAGAACAUUCAUAAUUCUCUUUUAACAUGCAGGUUUUUUUUUUAGAAACGUCAUACUAUUGCUGCUUCAAAAUUCUUGUGUCAAUAUGUACCAUAAUCCAUUUACUUUUUACAUUUAUUAGAUUUAUAUUGCUCACAAGUUAGGUGUGAUUUCAGACAUUUUCCAUUUUCAAAACAUUCAAGUAAAUACAUUUUGAAGGAAGGUGUCAGGCAAUUUUGCCAAUUACUCCUGACAUUUAGUGCAUCGGAGCCAUGUCAUUUAGUGUUUGAAGUUACAGUAUAUUGUUUCUGUCAGAGAGCUUACCGAUUGAAUUUUACUGUUUAAAUGUAUUACAAAUUUAGAAAUUUGUUCCACAUUUUUUUAGACUUCCUGUUGUACUUAAAUGAGUACAAUUUAUGACCUUAAUUAUAUGUACAUUAGGUUGGCUAAUGUUGGUAAUGGUUUUAAUUUUUCUAAUAUUCACAUAGUGACAUGCACAUUUUAAAUACUCGUGAAUAUUAAGAAGUAUAAGCAACCAGGAAGUGAAAAUUCUGAACAGCCACAAGAUGUCUGUUGACUGUCUAAAUGCGAAAUGAAAGAAAUGCGCUGUGCUAUGAGAAAACCAACAUAGUGCGUUUGCGACCAGCAUGGAUCCAGACCAGCCUGCACAUCCGCGCAGUCUUGUCAGGAUCCAUGCUGUUCGCUAACAGUUUCUCUAAUUGCAAUAGAGUUUGAAAGCAAACAGCAUGGAUCCUCCAAACGCACUAUGUUGGUUUUCUCAUGGUGCGGCUCAAAUUUCACUAGUUUAAGGUUGAAUACAUUUGACGAGGAUUUUCUAGAUUUAAAUUAAUAUCUAAUAUUGAAAUAUUUUUGCUAAAAAAUGAGCAGAGAACAUCUUUAAGAUGUUGGGAAGUCAUUGUAAUAGAUAAACUGCUGACAUAUUAAAAUGUUUCUCCAUGUUGUGUUAAACUCUUGAUAUGUCAUAAAAAAUUAGGCCUAAAAAAUUGGUUGUUUCUGGUACCCGACCUAUCCUGAAAAUCUGCCACGACCCGAAAUGUUUUUAUGGCAUUGGAAUUUUGUUUAUACUUUUCGCUUUGUGUUGCUCUUUCUUCAUUGUAAAACAAACCUAAAAAAAUCUACCUACCUACCCAAUUUUUUUUUGGCAUGUUACCGGAAACAAACAUUUUAGUUAGGCCUUAUCGUGUUUAGUAAAUGUAUUUAGUUUGCUCAAGUAGCUUCAUAUUCUAUUUUUGUACAUUACUGUUAAUACCAGCAUUUGUUUUCAACUACAGCAGAAAAAACAUUUUCAGAAAACCUCACAUAUCAGUUUUGGCAUGAAAAACUCUUUAUUUUUGCAUUUAAAUGGCAGUAUUUUCUUUCAUCAUUUUUGAAAAUAUUCCAUUUGCUAACCAAUCAGAAAGUUGCUUAUCAUUUCAACAUGUGCAGGAUUUGUCUUAGAAACGGCAUUAAAAAAGAAAUCAAUAAUUGAGCCGGAUCCAUGCUGUUCGCUUUUAAAGCCUAUUGGAAUUGGAGAAACUGUUAGCGAACAGUAUGGAUCCUGACCAGACUGCGCGGAUGUGCAGGCUGGUCUGGAUCCAUGCUGGUCGCAAACCCACUAUGUUGGUUUUCUCAUGGCACGGCUCAAUUUAGAUUUUUAUGUUUCCAGGAAAGUUAUUAAAACUGUCAUACAAGAUUUUUUAUUUAACAUUUAUGUUUUUUCAGCUGUGAUGUGAUUUGCACCUGAAAAGAAAAAAAAACAAAUAUUACUGUAAAAGGAGAAAGGAGAAAUUUUCACGAGGGUUUAAUUUUUGCUAAAUUCGCGAGGCCCCAAUCUCUCGUUAAUUAAUCCUCGUGUAAAUAUUCACCAUUACAGUAACUAUAAUUCAAACUCAAAUAGUAUACCAUUUUUACAAUUUCACAAAUAUUAAACUGAGAGAACAUCCUCCAAAUUAAAAAUUCGGGAAAUUUUGACACAGCAAAAAUAUGUGCUUUUACAGUAAUAGACUAAGGUUGUCAGUAGGACUGGGACGAUUACUCGGUUAAUCGGAUCCGAUUGGAUUACUAGGUGAAACCGGUUUCAAUAUUGCAAAACCGCUAAUCGCUUUAAAACAAUAAACAUAUAAAUGACCGGCACAUAGACCCGCAGUAUAUUUCCGCUAAAACACAUCAACUUAAACAUAAUCAGUAGUCUUGGAUUUGCUUGUCGUGAUAUAUCUAAAAAUACACCAAAAUAUGACUUAUCAAUUAUCACACUGCUUCCAAAACGAUAAGUCCGUAUGUUCCUAACGAAGCAAACUGCUGGAAGUACCUUUAUAAGGUUGUCAGUAAAGAAAACAGCAUUUCAAAUAUGGCGGCCGAUUAACCGGUUCGAUUCGGUUUCAUAUAAAUGAUUAUCCGGUUUCAAAAUUUUGAAAUCGUCCCAGUCCUAGUUGUCAGUAACUGUAAAUAUAUUUUAUUACAUACUCAUUUAAAAACUUAAAUAAGUUUCAGUGGAACCUGAAACGUCAAUAUUUUUCCAUAUUGACAUUCAAAUUUCAUAUCUGGUGUGUGACAUCAAUUUCCUGGAUUAUUUCAUAUAUUAAGAUGUUACAUUGUGUGUAUAGAUUAAAAAUCUCUACUCAGCUGAUGAUAUUACAAUAUCUUUAUAUUAAAAAAAAAAUCACCAACAUUUAUAUUUGAAAUUAAAACAGGGUCUGCCCUACAUUCUUCUGAUAGGUGUCUCAUGAGUAAAUCAGAAGAAAACCAAAUGAAGUGCCAUAGAUUCUGUAAAAUAUGUCUGUUUAAUGUUGUUCUUUUUUUUUUUCAUUCAAUUUAAUAUAAUAUAUUGACAUGGUUACAUGUUAAUAGCAUGUAACAAAUACUGCAGUUUGAGAAAUCACAAGUUCAGGCACACGAGUUAUAAAACUGAAUUUUGAGACCAGUCUCAAAAUUCUAUCAUGUGAUUGGUCGACUUUUGGCAUAUAUUUGAGCUUGACAAAUGGCAAUGCUGCAUUGUAAGACUUGUGGCCAGACUCAGACAAUUAUGCAAAUGAAAUGUUAAUCAAGCUUUUGCCAACUAUAAGGCUUGCUUGUUUUCUUUAUAUUCGUAUUAAUCACAUGUUCAUCUCAAAGAUGACUUUACUUGAUUUUUGUCUGAAAGAAAAGUAGUUAACUCUGAUUAAUUUAACAAAUGUCAUAUUUUUGACCUGCAUUGACAGAUCUAAUCCAGUUUGUCUAUGAAAUUCGACAAUGUAAAAUUUUAAACAAUGCCUCAAAGCCUUAUGAAGGCAUGUGGUAAUGUUGGAAUAUGUGUUUUAAUGUUCAAGUUAUUUUUAUGUAUUAAUUUUACAGCAUUUUACUGGUGCUUAAUUAGUUUGAAAAGACUUUGGUUAUAACAUGGCUGCCAUUUUUUUUAUCAUGAACAUAAGAUAUAUAAAUUCUUAUUUUCACUACUUGUUAUAUCAUAUAUUUGUCAUAGGUUUGAAUAAUUUAUUUACAUAUUGAAUCCAUUUUUUUAUCACCUCCUUUUAUGGCUCUAACAGUAAAAGAUGAUGAAGUAUGCGUAUUCCUUACUUGGAGUUUCAACAUAAAAUUUGAAAUCACUAUCAUGGAACUUUAAAAAGGUAUUUAGUAUAUGUUAUACUACAAUUAGCCACUGUAAGAAAAAAAAAAUUGAGGAAUGAAUGGGAAAGAUUAAUGUAUCUUGAAUAUUUUCUGAAAUGAGGCAUGUUCGGCAUUUAAAUACUGACUAACUGCUCCAUAGAGUUCAAAUGUUUGAACCAUUAAAAGCUUAGUGAUAAAUGUUAUAAUGAAUUUUCUUCAAUUUUUGUAGACAUCCUCAUAAAACCCAUUUUUUGUCAAGAAAGAAAAUCAAACUUGUGUGAACUGUUCUGUGUUAUAUUUAUGUUUACUCUUUGGCUCCCUUCUGUGUAAUAAAUUUCAGUACUGUGAUGCAUGCCAGGUUGUGACAUAAAUAAGCUAAUAUAUUUCUUGAGAGCAUUUUGGUAAGAUGGUCAAGGGAGACAACUCCUACAGUCCCAGAUAUAUUGUACAUAUACUUUUUUUAAACAUUUAUCUCUAAAAACUCUUGAGCUGACGUUGCUUCAGAAGUCAGGAAAGACAGUUCAUAGUUAUAUUGAGGUAAUCAGGCUUUCCACAUCCUACCUGGCCUAAAGAAGUUUUUCAGCAUUUAACGCAUGUUGAACACUUAUUAACUGGAUAUUUGUUUGUCAAUUGUACAUGCUGUAAGAUCAAAAAAAUUUGGACACAAUAGUACUUUCAAUGUAUUCUUAAAAUUGUAGUAUCUUCAGUUUAUGUGUGUAUUAAAUUUGAUCUUAGACAUAAAACAAUGUCGUUUCAACAAUGUAUUGCCAAUACUCAUUUUGUUCAUGUAAAUUCUUUGUUACAGUAUUCUGUGCUAGUUGCAAAGGCAGAAUCACUUGUCGCUAGCAUGCUAAAGGUUUAGAUAUUGUCACAGCUAUAUAUUUUUUUUGUCUAAAAUUAACUCUUUGUCUUCAAAAUGAACUUUACAUCUGGUAACUUUUACUCACAAAACAAUUUUGAAAGAAGCAAAAAUAAAAAAGGUACAUCUUGCCGAAUGUGCAAUAUAUGGAAGGAGAUGUGUUCUGUGAUUGAAACUCCUGGAUUUUUGGUGUAAACUUUAGAAGAUUAUAGAAACCAGAAAAUUUGAAAAUAGUUCUAAUUAAUUAAUAGUUGAAUAGUUUAAACAGUUUUGAAGACAAUAUCUUUAUUUUAGACAAAAAAUGUAAAAUAUCUCUGAGAUUACAUUUCAAAAUUUUACGAGUCAUACGGAAUAUAUUGCAUUUCUGUUAUGUACAAAUACUACAUUUAAAUAGUGCCUUCCUAUACACAAACCAGUCAAAUAAUUGCUGAACGAAGCCUAAAUUUUCUCAUUUCUCAGUUUAUUUUGGUACAUGGUAUAUAUUUUCAUAAUUUCUGCACAGUUCAUGGUUGUUUUACUGGGCCAUUGUAGAAAAGGGUUAUAGAAAAUUUUAUUAUGAUCUGUUUUUAGCUUAAAUUGCAAAUAAUUAAGUUUUUCACAAUAGCCUUGAAUAUAUCCAAGGUCUGUCAUAUUGGCCUUUGUUAGGUCUGUUGUACUGGCCCAUGAAAGGGCCAUCUAAUUGGCUUCUGUAUGGUCUGUUGUUCGAAUGCUUUUCUUCUUUUUAUGCCCCCGAAGGGAGGCAUAUUAGUUUUCAACUGUCCGUUCGUUCGUCACAACGUUAACUUUUUGCAUGAAGGCUCUUUACUCGCGAACCACUGCACCCAGGACCUUCAAACUUCACAUGCUGAUAGUACUUAUGGAGUACACCACCCCUACUGACUUUGGGGUCACCAGGUCAAAGGUCAAGAUCACAGGAGCCAACGUUAACUUUUUGCAUGAAGGCACUUUACUCACAAACCACUGCACCCAGGACCUUCAAACUUCACAUGCUGAUAGUACUUAUUGAGUACACCACCCCUACUGACUUUGGGAUCACCAGGUAAAAGGUCAAGGUCACAGGGGCCAACGUUAACUUUUUGCAUGAAGGCAUUUUACUCGCAAACCACUGCACCCAGGACCUUUAAACUUCACUUGCUGAUAGUACUUAUUGAGUACACCACCCCUACUGACAUUGGGGUCACCAGGUCAAAGGUCAAGGUCACAACUUUAACUUUUUGCAUGAAGGCACUUUACUUGCGAACCACUGCACCCAGGGCCUUCAAACUUCACAUGCUGAUAGUACUUAUUGAGUACACCAUGCCUACUGAUUUUGGGGUCACCAGGUCAAAGGUCAAGGUCACAACGUUAACUUUUUGCAUGAAGGCACUUUACUCGCGAACCACUGCACCAGGUCAAAGGUCAAGGUUACAGGGACCAACGUUAACUUUAUGCAUGAAGGCACUUUACUUUAUGCAUGAAGGCACUUUACUCGCGAACCACUGCACCCAGGACCUUCAAACUUAACAUGCUGAUAGUACUUACUGAGUACACCACCCCUACUGACUUUGGGGUCACCAGGUCAAAGGUCAAGGUGCUGCGGGGGCAUUUGUCACCAUUAGUGACAGCUCUUGUUAUCAUGUAUAACCAGCUUUUCAAGUACUUAGUAUACUAUACAUAAUUUAAUUCAAUGCUUACUUCUCAUGGAAAGUGUAACCAGAUAAUGCCACAAACUGUAUUUAAAUUAAUUUUUGCAUUCAUGCCUUCUCAAAAGGAACUGGCUCUAAAGUAAGAUUGCAGAUCCAGUCUAGAAACUCCAGCAUUUGAUUGGCUCUUUUGAAACACCAACUUGAAAUUGACCAGUGGUAUGGUUUCAUUCCUAGACUGAUCACCUAAUUUAUGCAUUUAGUUAAAACUGUACUAGUAUGUACAUGUAUUAGGCAAUUGUGUUACUUCCAUAGUUCAGUUGUUAUUAUGUAAUUUGAAGCUUAAGAAAAGUAAUAAAAAUUUAAUGAAAUA
Mercenaria mercenaria is the source of this 7991-nucleotide messenger RNA. Its product is annotated as ras-related protein Rab-22A-like. Bases 153 to 806 code for a protein of 217 amino acids. Gene Ontology annotation, molecular function: GTP binding; GTPase activity. Lineage: Eukaryota; Metazoa; Mollusca; Bivalvia; Venerida; Veneridae. The transcript is spliced from 7 exons. The record is from RefSeq and is a predicted model, not a curated record.